UUCAAGAACGUAACAAAUGGUUAGAGCUAUAAGGAUGAAAGGCAGUCCUAAAGGUCUCUUGUGGUAAGGAACAGACUCAGUUUCCCUUUGGGACAGUUGAGACAGGUCGAAUCCCACCCACUAAUACAUAUUUUGGAUUUAACCGUGGUCCUUACUUUUGUGUCUAAUGGCAGACAAUGACACGAAAGACCCCCCUCCUCCAUACAGCUCUCUGGAACCACAGCCCCCUCUUAUGACCUAUGAACAGGUGAUUCAUGACAUCAACAAUGACGUCACCCAUAAAACUGUGCCAUACUAUGUUGAAAAGGAGCCUGUGAAACUAGAAGCCAUCAUUGUUACGCAGCACACUGUGUUGCAAGGCAAGAACAAGAGUCAGGGGGGCUGCAGCCAGAAAACCAAGUGUUUAGUUGGAUGGUUAGUUGUACUUUUGUUGCUUGUUGGCAUUGGAUUGGCCAUUGGGCUUGGAGUGCAUUAUGGAUCCAAACAGAACUCAGGCCAUCAAAGUGAAUGCAAUGGAAACGAUUGCUCUAAUGGCAAUUAUGACGAUCAAAAUGAUGGUGCCGAUGACAACGAUGGUGACAAUCACGGUGGUGACAGCAAUCAAAACGAUGACGACGAUCAUGAAGACAAGAAUCAUAUUCCUGAUAUCUGCUCUAACUCCAAUCUGAAAUGUGACGGCAUCAAAAACUGCCAACAGCCCAGUGAUGAGACCGACUGUGUAAGAUUUGGUGAAGGGGGAGUUCUGCAGGUCAAAACUGCUCAGGAAGGACAAUUCCUCCCUGUGUGUUAUCAGGGUUUGGAUAAAAGUUACGCUGAUCAGAUCUGUGCCCAGCUGGGUUUCAGAAGCUCCUAUUCAUCCAGUCCAGUGCAAGGUUACACUUCUGCAGGUCUAACUUUAGAACCAAUAGCAGACAAGCUUAUACAGGGUCUGGUCAAUGUCAGCUCAAGCUGUCCGGAUGAGAAAGCUGUCUCGCUCCAGUGCACCGAUUGUGGCAAGCAGCAGAUUGCCUCCAGAAUUAUAGGGGGCAGUAUCUCUAAUCCUGGCCAGUGGCCUUGGCAGGUCAGCCUGCAUUUCGAAGGCCAACAUGUUUGUGGUGGAUCCCUCAUCUCUCCAGACUUUGUGGUGUCAGCUGCCCAUUGCUUCAAAGGCGCAAUGAAAAAUGCUGUAAGCUGGCUUGUAUAUCCCGGAGCUAUUUCCCAGCUUAACCUUCCGACCGCCUACCUGGUGAAGACGAUUACAGUGCAUGAGAGUUACAGUAGUGAUACUAAUGACUAUGACAUUGCAUUACUGAAACUCACCAGGCCUGUGGACUUCUCCACUACUGUGCAGCCAAUUUGUCUUCCUACAUUUGACCAGAUCUUUUCUGGAAAUCAAGAGUGCUGGACAUCUGGCUUUGGCACAACAACACAAGGGGCAGAUCAUGCCUCUUCAAGUCUCAUGGGUGUGAAGGUGAAUAUCAUUGACACGAAUUUGUGCAACAGCACCAAAGUCUAUGGAGGGGCCAUCUCCAACAACAUGAUAUGUGCUGGUGAUCUGAAUGGGGGUCGGGACUCCUGUCAGGGGGACAGUGGAGGUCCAUUGGUGUGCAAGGCACAAAAUCAGCAAUGGUAUCUGUCAGGGAUUACGAGUUGGGGAGCAGGCUGUGGAGAAAAGAAUAGACCAGGAGUAUAUAGCAGAUUGACCAGCCUUCAAUCCUGGAUCUAUAGCACCAUGCAGGAAGAGAAACCCUAAUGCCUCUCUUGUGCAUCAUGCGUCCUCUUUGAGCCUUUGAAAAAUGGGAGUGGACACACAGAAUUACAACUUUUAAGCUACACGGUGGAUUGAAGAAUAUACUAAUGCACUUUGACUUGGGACAGUAGUGCAAUACUGUAGCCAUAAUCGAUGCCAACAAUUGUCGUAAAAAUGUUGAAAAACAAGUAACCUGAGAUAUCAAAGCUGCAGGCGAAGAUAGACCUGUGGCUAUUUCUUUCCAUAAACUACCUUUUCUUUGUAUUUAUAUGGCAAAUUUACUAUGCAUACAGUCGAAUCUGAGCCUUCACUCUUUAAAUGAACAGGAUACUUGCACUGAUUUUUUUUUACAACAUGUGUUUAUUGGGGUGCUUUCCCGGGCAUGGACUAGCUUAAGCCAGGACUAGGCCUUAGAUUAAUUAGGAAAUCAAACUAGUUUUAACAAACAUGCCUUAGCCAUUUUGAGGUGAGACAACGGUCACUGAUGUAUUUUAAGAUAUGCCAGUUCAAAAUGUUUUCAGUUUGGACAGCUCUUACAUUUAUUUUAGUCUAGGACUAGUCUAAUCCCUGUCCGGGAAACCGCCCCAAAAAAGUAUUGUUUCUGAAUCUAAUGCACUCUUCUACAAAUCUGUAUUUAAUAACCGAAGGGGUGUUCAUUUUAUUUGUAAACUGGUGUCUAUAAACUACAAUGAAAUGUAAAUGAAUUUAUGAGAAGAAUCUUAAAGGGAUAGUUCACCAAAAAAAAAGAAAAGAAAAAAUGUCAUUAUUUACUCACAUUCAUGUAAUUUGAACCCCAAAUAUAUUUCUUUGUUAUUCAUAACAAAUUCUGUUUAGUAAAACAUGUUUCCACUCUUUGUAAACCCUACUGAAAAAUCCAGCUAAGACCAGCAUAAGCUGGUAACAUGCUGGUGGGCCAAAUGGUCUUCCAGCCUGACCAGCUAAGUCCAGUAGACCAGCUUAAAAAGUGACCAAAAGCUUGCUACACCGGCAAAACCAGCUUCCUACACCAGCAAAACCAUGCUGGAGACCAGCUAAAACCAGCUCACCAGCUUAUGCUGGUCUCAGCUGGAUUUUUCAGUAGGGAAUAAUUUUUUGGGUGAACUAUACCUUAACUUUAGUACAGUAAAUACCUCCAUCUUUGUAUAUCUUUUCAUAUUAUAAAUAAUGCGACAAGCACAUACAAGUUGAUUUUUUAUGUUUUGUAUGUUUUAAACUGUUUAAAAAUACGAAUUACAUGUAUAUAUUAAAAUGUUUAGUAAACAAGUAAACGAAAUACUUUAUCACACUG
This is a messenger RNA of Misgurnus anguillicaudatus (oriental weatherfish), 3017 nucleotides long. It is a transcript of the gene tmprss13a, whose product is annotated as transmembrane serine protease 13a. Gene Ontology annotation, molecular function: serine-type endopeptidase activity. Gene Ontology annotation, cellular component: membrane. The record is from RefSeq and is a predicted model, not a curated record. Gene Ontology annotation, biological process: proteolysis. NCBI's taxonomy places the organism in Eukaryota, Metazoa, Chordata, Actinopteri, Cypriniformes, Cobitidae.